AUGAUAACAAGAGCAUGCACAAUCUUACAGGAUUUAUUCUCAACAAUUAUCGAGUACAAUAUUGGCGAUACUGAGGAAUUAAGCAAGGUAAUAGAUAAUCUUCAACCUUCACAUUUCACCAACUUGAUAUCAUUCUCAGCAAAAAGUUGCGAUGAAAGGAUAAAUAAAUUUCUCUCACUUUUGAUUAAGAGAUCAAAAAAGCUUCAAGUUAUCAUCAUUGAGCAAUGCAAAACAUUGGAACAUUUGUUUGACCUCGAGGAACUUAUGCCGGAUGAGAAUGGAUUUGGUAAAUAUUUCACACAAAUGAAGACGAUGGUAUUAAUAGAACUACAUCAGCUAGCACACAUAUGGAACAAAGAUCCAACAGGAAUUUUUGUCCUUGAAAAUCUUCAAAUUAUACACAUCAAAAGUUGCUCCUCUUUGAAAUACCUAUUCACUCCUUCUGCAGCUGAGAAACUUUCCCAAUUAAAUGAAUUAAAGUUAGAGGGGUGUGAAAUGUUAGAGACCGUUGUUGAUAAUGGUAUCACUAAAACAAUUAAGUUCCCAACAUUGAGCAAGGUGGAGUUCAAGUCCCUCUCAAGUUUGAUCAGGUUUUACCACCAUGUAGAAUUCCCAAGGUUGAAAACUCUAAUGAUAGAAAAAUGCCCUAUGUUGGAAGAAUUCACAUCUGGUUUUGCAACAACAGAUGAAUCAUUCACAAUUGAAGGGGAGUCUUUCUCUGAGUUGAAUGAAGUCAAGAUAGAUAGUUGUGGCAAGUUGAUUUGUGUUGUCUCUUCUAGGACAUUACAAGAGUUGGGGAAUUUGAAGAAGCUCAUG
Molecule: messenger RNA, 816 nt
Organism: Cajanus cajan (pigeon pea)
Lineage: Eukaryota; Viridiplantae; Streptophyta; Magnoliopsida; Fabales; Fabaceae
Source: RefSeq, a predicted model, not a curated record